GGCACUUCCGGUUAGCGUCACGACGUGACCUAGACACUCUGGCGCCAAAAUGUCUCUCGUAGCGGGAGUUAUCCGGCGGCUGGACGAGACAGUGGUGAACCGCAUCGCGGCGGGUGAAGUUAUCCAGCGGCCGGCUAAUGCAAUCAAGGAGAUGAUUGAGAACUGUUUAGAUGCAAAAUCCACAAGUAUUCAAGUGGUAGUUAAAGAGGGUGGCCUGAAGCUCAUUCAGAUCCAAGACAAUGGAACUGGGAUCAGGAAAGAAGACCUGGAUAUUGUGUGUGAGCGAUUCACUACAAGUAAACUGCAGUCCUUUGAGGAUUUAACUCAUAUUUCUACCUAUGGCUUUCGGGGUGAGGCUUUAGCCAGCAUAAGCCAUGUGGCUCACGUUACUAUUACAACCAAAACAGCUGAUGGAAAGUGUGCAUACAGAGCAAAUUACUCAGAUGGAAAGCUGAAAGCCCCUCCUAAACCCUGUGCAGGCAAUCAAGGGACCCAGAUCACGGUGGAGGACCUUUUUUACAACAUAUCCACGAGGAGGAAAGCUUUAAAAAAUCCAAGUGAAGAGUAUGGGAAAAUUUUGGAAGUUGUUGGCAGGUAUUCAAUACAUAAUUCAGGCAUUAGUUUCUCGGUUAAAAAACAAGGCGAGACCAUCGCUGAUGUUAGAACACUGCCCAAUGCCACAACAGUGGACAAUAUCCGCUCCAUCUUUGGAAAUGCUGUUAGUCGAGAACUGAUUGAAGUUGGAUGUGAGGAUAAAACCCUUGCUUUCAAGAUGAGUGGCUACAUAUCUAAUGCAAACUACUCAGUGAAGAAGUGUAUCUUCUUACUCUUCAUCAACCACCGUCUGGUAGAGUCAGCUUCCUUAAGAAAAGCCAUAGAAACAGUGUAUGCAGCAUAUUUGCCUAAAAACACACACCCGUUCCUGUAUCUCAGUUUAGAAAUCAGCCCCCAGAAUGUGGAUGUCAAUGUGCAUCCCACAAAGCAUGAAGUUCACUUCCUGCACGAGGACAGCAUUCUGGAGCGGGUGCAGCAGCACAUUGAGAGCAAACUCCUGGGCUCCAACUCCUCCCGGAUGUACUUCACCCAGACUUUACUACCAGGUCUUGCUGGCCCCUCUGGGGAGAUGGUUAAAUCCACAGUGCCUGUGACCCCCACAUCUGCUUCGGGAAGUGACAAGGUCUAUGGUUACCAGAUGGUCCGGACAGAUUCCCGUGAGCAGAAGCUCGAUGCCUUUCUGCAGCCUGUGAGCAAGGCCCUGUCUAGCCAGCCUCAGAACACUGCCCCAGAAGACAGGGCAGAUGCUGCCGGCAGAGCUGUGCCGCAGGAUGAGGAAAUGCUUGAACUCCCAGCUGCUGCUGAAGAGGCUGCCAGGAAUCAGGGCUUGGAGGGGGAUGCAACAAAGGAGACUUCAGAUACGUCGGAGAAGAAAGGGUCUCCAUCCAGUCUGGGCAACCCCAGAAAGAGACAUCGGGAAGGCUCUGAUGUGGAAAUGGUGGAAGAUGAGUCCAGAAAGGAAAUGACAGCGGCCUGUACCCCCCGGAGGAGGAUCAUUAACCUCACCAGUGUUCUGAGUCUCCAGGAAGAAAUCAGUCAGCGGGGACAUGAGACUCUUCGGGAGAUGCUGCACAACCACUCCUUCGUGGGCUGUGUGAAUCCACAAUGGGCCCUGGCACAGCAUCAGACCAAGUUAUACCUUCUCAACACCACCAAACUCAGUGAAGAGCUGUUCUACCAGAUACUCAUUUAUGAUUUUGCCAAUUUUGGAGUUCUGAAAUUAUCGGAGCCAGCACCACUCUUUGACCUUGCCAUGCUCGCCUUAGAUAGUCCUGAGAGUGGCUGGACGGAGGAAGAUGGUCCCAAAGAAGGACUUGCUGAAUAUAUUGUUGAGUUUCUGAAGAAGAAGGCUGAGAUGCUUGCAGACUACUUCUCUUUGGAAAUCGAUGAGGAAGGGAACCUGAUUGGUUUACCCCUUCUGAUUGACAACUAUGUACCUCCUCUGGAGGGUUUGCCUAUCUUCAUUCUUCGACUAGCCACGGAGGUGAAUUGGGAUGAAGAAAAGGAAUGUUUUGAAACCCUCAGUAAAGAAUGUGCUAUGUUUUACUCCAUUCGGAAGCAGUAUAUAUCUGAGGAGUCAACCCUCACAGGCCAGCAGAGUGAAGUGCCUGGCUGUACUCCAAAGCCUUGGAAGUGGACUGUGGAACAUGUUGUCUAUAAAGCCCUCCGCUCACACCUUCUACCACCUAAACAUUUCACAGAAGAUGGAAAUAUCCUGCAGCUUGCUAACCUGCCGGACCUAUACAAAGUCUUUGAGAGAUGUUAAGUAUAUGGUCUCCUGUAGACUUGGGUGUUUCGUUUUCCUUUACAUUCUGAUGUUGGCUGGAGACUCACAUUUGCCUUCCAAUUAGUUAGUCCUCCUUUGUGCAUGAAGGAGUUGAUAUGAAUAAAACUGUCAGUCAGAUGUACCCUAAUAUGAUUUCUUCAAUUUUACUACAUUUGAAGUGCUUCUAGAUCAACUUUUACAUAGUGAAUACAUGACAGUGUUGAAGAACCCCAAAAGUAGUUUGAAAGCCAUCUGGGCAUCUAAAAAGGCUUCCUUGAAGAUUUCAUAGAGCACACUCUGAUUUGAUUCUUUAUUAUGAUAAAUUUCUAAUACCAUGUGGUACAUGUUAUGUUGGUUCAAGUGCUUUUAAAAGAGAUCUUGAACUUGUAAGAGACUCUGAUGACACUGACUGUGGAGAAAGCUGAACUGGCAAUCUAAAAGUACCAUCAACAACUAGUGGAAAAACCUUGGGAGAAGGAACAGUCUUUUACCCAGUCAAAGUGGUGCAUUUGGUUAAUGGCAAUGAAUAUGAAUACUUUCUGCUUAAGAUAAAGAAACCUCUAUGUAUUCUUGUUUGAAGGAUGAUGUAAAAAUAAGUAUUUAAACUAUGCCAUUAAAAUGAGCUACCUUAGUAUUAGCCUGCAUUAACACAUGUGCAGUGAGCACAGGAGGAAUGCUGGUAGUUUUGAGGUAAAAUUUAGAUUAGAAUACUCUGAACAAAAGUCUGUGGAUAAGAAUAGAAAGCUACUGAAAAAGAAGCCAUUCUACUUCAAAAAGACAGGGACAACAUAAAGGAAGACUUUCUCUUUACCUCAAGAAAGGCAAAAAUUAGGUUCCAAAAAGUAGACCAGGGCAUCUCAGAAAUGAGAUUUCACAAGCCCAGGAGAAGCACAGGCUAAGUGAACGAGAGUGGAGAGAGGAAGGGGGUU
Molecule: messenger RNA, 3249 nt
Organism: Condylura cristata (star-nosed mole)
Lineage: Eukaryota; Metazoa; Chordata; Mammalia; Eulipotyphla; Talpidae
Gene: MLH1
Product: mutL homolog 1
Exons: 19
Coding region: 50-2320 (756 amino acids)
Biological process (GO): mismatch repair
Cellular component (GO): MutLalpha complex
Molecular function (GO): ATP hydrolysis activity; mismatched DNA binding; ATP binding
Source: RefSeq, a predicted model, not a curated record